AUGCCACCAAAGCUGCCUUCUACCGUAGUCGGCGCCAACUUCAGCAACGUCUGCGCGAGAUGCAGGACGCCUGGACUGCUCUCAUCAUCAUCAUCCUCCUCCUCUUCCUCGCCCACUGCACCAGCGGCGGCCGCUCAGGCGGCCGUCUCGCACAUCAACCCCGACACAACAACCGACACCACCCCCACCUCUCCCGAUUCCAGUGAUGAGGAUCAGGACUACACCUGCCCUCACUGCGGUCGCACCUUCACCUCACGCAUCGGCCUGGUCGGUCACUUGCGAAUCCAUCGCACAGAGACUGGCGAGCCAGUGCCUGGAGCACCAACCUACACCCACCGCACUCGCCUCCACUGCCCACACUGUCCUCGCACCUUCACUCACCGCAUGGGUCUAUUCGGCCACAUGCGCAUCCACGAGAGCGGAAUUGACCGCAACCUCGACACACCCACCCCUCCGAGCCCCACUCCUAAUUCAUCACCUUGCGCACCCACCAACCACUCCUCAACCGACAUCGACGCCACCGACUCUACCACCCCUCACUCCUCCUUCACUGCCACAACGACGGCCACUCCGGCGUCUGUAGCGCACGACUUCACCACAGCCGCACCUGACACAACAACAGGCACAACCCCUGCAACCUUCAUCAUCAGAGGUGAGGGCCAGGACAACAUCUGCCCUCACUGUGGUCGCACCUUCACUUCCCGCAUCGGCCUGGUCGGUCACUUGCGAAUCCAUCGCACAGAGACUGGCGAACCAGUGCCUGGAGCACCAACCUACACCCACCGCACUCGCCUCCACUGCCCUCGCACCUUCAUGCAUCGAAUGGGUAUAUUCGGUCACAUACGUAUCCAUGAGAGCGGAAUUGACCACAAUUCCGAUACACCAACCACGCCCAUCAUGCUCAGCACCACCCUCCCACCAUCCGUCUGCACCACCACCAACGCCUCCUCUGUGGCUGACACUGACACCGCCGAAUUCACAUGCCCACACUGUCCACGCACAUUCACCUCACACAUCGGCCUGGUCGGUCACUUGCGAAUACAUCGCACAGAGAAUGGAGAACCAGUGCCUGGAGCACCAACCUACACCCACCAAGCUCGACUCAACUGCCCACACUGUCUUCGAACCUUCAGGCACCGCAUGGGUCUAUUCGGUCACAUGCGCAUCCACGACGACCUGCGGUAG
This is a messenger RNA of Spirometra erinaceieuropaei, 1185 nucleotides long. Lineage: Eukaryota; Metazoa; Platyhelminthes; Cestoda; Diphyllobothriidea; Diphyllobothriidae. The record is from the annotation of a GenBank genome assembly.